UGUGUGCUCGUGUGUGCGUACGGAAUACCGCUCCGUCCUCUCUUGCGCUCAUCAACGGACCGGACCCUUCCGGUCAACUGGGCGAGCCGCCGUUUGAUUGCGAAUAUCGACGCUGGCUGCAGUCAAUCCGCACCACAUCGUUUGAGUAACCAUGGGUAACAUCGCGUCGAGUGAUGCACACGGCCUUUGCAAGGAAGACGGUAAUGGUGACCAAAAUGAAGCGGGUGCCGGCGAUCCUACCCGCAAUGACGACAAGACCAAAUACAAGUCAUUUCCUGGUUCGGCAUUUUUGGAAAAGACCCUCUGUGGUUCUAUUGACACUACCGAUCCGGAGGAAUACGAGGGCGCUCCCUACGCGACACAACUGUUCAAAAGGGCCGACAAGCUCUGUAUCUCGUCGCCGACCGAGCGCAAGGGUGCCUCCUUUCCUUUUGACGCCUCGAGCUUGACCGAAGAGCAACAGAAAGACCGCGCAACGGAAGAAACGUCCCAGAAUCAAUCGUCUUCCCUCCUCGCCCGCGCCCUGAUGAGCGAAGUCACGGACAAUCCCAAAACCAUGACUCCGGCCGCCAUGACGGCGCGCGAAAAAGCCCUACUCAAAGCACAAAUGGGCGCAUCCAAAAGUGCGGCCAAUCAUGCUGCACGGAGCCCGGGCGAUUCCUGCAACGCAGCCUCGCCGCGACCCGUCGGUAGCCAAGGCCAACCCAACGUGAUCGGUUCGCUCGCCUACGCCCUCACUGGAGACGACACAGUCGCCAACGUUUGCGUGCAUCCCUCGCAAAUCACACCAACCCUGGGCAGUCAGCACGACAGCGCCUUUUCACUGGAUGCUGCUUGCAACAGGACCGAGAUUCUCACGCCGAAAAGCAACAAAGGUGCGGUAGCGGCCGCUCCCGACGGACCGUUCGCGGUGACCAUUGCCCUCUGUCUGUCGCAAUACAACGCCGCCGUAGGUCACCCCGAUACCGUCACCCGACAAACAGCCUUCGAUUUCAAUGAAGUGCAGGAUCGAACCUACAAGUAUGUGUCCAGUACCAGUGCCCAAGGGUGGCAGGCUGGUGGUGGGGAAAAAGGUACCAUUACGGAUGCGCAGUCCCACGCAGAAUCAUCUUCACACGCUAAUACCACCAAAGGCGGUGUCGAUCCGUUAGUGAUACCUACGGAAAAGGUGGAAAAGCAACCUCACGUAGACAUGUCCCACAUUCCCAUCCUCCACGUUAAUUGUCAGAACCAGCAACAAGUCGAUCAAAUUAUUCAUGCCUUGGCGUCGGGAGAAAUAUUUAUUCCGCACAUGGAAAUAAUACCCGAAGCACUGACGGCCACCAACAACAGUCCGCCCGAUCUAAUGGUCAGAUUUGGCUGUGAACGAAACGAUGAUCUUCCACCGGACGAGUGGAAUAACUGGUGCGUCGAAUUCAUGCACAAUCAGUGCUAUGAAUACUUCCACGGCCUCGGGGCUUUGUGGAUGCCCCGCCCCUUUGGAAUCCGAAUCGCUUCGCAAGUCCAAUGGAAGACGGUCAAGCACAUGAAUCGAUAUUUUGCUCAGGCGGAACGUGUAAUUGAUGACUGGCGCAGCCAGGGACCGCAAACAUUGGAUCCGGAAUUGUCCUUUGGCGAUACAAAGCCGGAAGAAGUUGCUCAUCCACACGGGAUUUAUCUGCUCCGGAAUGGAACGCCGACCAACUACUUUGGUCCUAAUUUUGAAAGGCCAUACACGACCAGAAUGACUCGCUCACUUCUUCACAACGUGCUGGCCAAAUCAUGGGAUUCAAGACGACGAGAAUGGAGUUCAACGCCGAUACCGCGGUUGGUGGAACCCGUCACCCUCAUGGCGGCAGCUUUGGGUUGUCACGAUCCGUCGGCCGGGGGAUUCCUCGCUACCGAGGCGACUACAUCGAGCGGCGGUAUAGUGGGUUCGAGGUUACACCAUUCAGCAAUUGGCAUCACCGCAGCGCCUCAAGUUGGUUCGACCACCAGUAAGAUGAGAGCGCUGAAUACGGCUUCGCAAAGCAAAUCCUUUUUGCAGCCAACCAGUGCGAACGGUAAGAAGCAGGAAAGUACAGAACAGGAUGACGAAAAGAAAAUGGAAGAAUGCUUUGACCGGAGAGCUGUCAGUAAGAAAGCCGGCAGUCGAUAUUCGACGGAGAGUGUACUGAGCCGUGAGCGUUCAAUUGAGCCUAACGGCAAUACUUCACCAACAGAACUCGCUCCCUCCGUUGUGGCGUCGACUUACGCCCAAUCCGUCGCCGCUUCGGGUACCACAGUGAUGCACACCAAUACAGCUGGCCUCUACAGCGACGAGGACUGGGCAAACGAGUUUGGUGGGUUUGAGGAAGAGCAAUGGCCCUCAGGCGUACAAGCGCCUUCAGGGUGGCAGAAGAAGAAGGCGGAAAAAGGGUUGCAACAUACUUCAUUCCAAGCACCUGGUAAGGGAAAUCAACGACAAACAGAGCUCUUGCCUAAAGGAAAUUUUAUUGACAAAUCUAAAACGACGACAGGGAGAAACGUGCCAAGGCAGAAGCCUGGGCCUCCAGCGAGCAACUUUGGUAACACAAUCUAUGCUUUGAACGGUGGUAGUCCACGCAAGAGCGAAAGAGGCAGCGAGUUUUCGUUGGACUAUUCCGAAGAUGGCGCGAGUACCAUGCUCAGUGUACCAGACCAAUCUACCUUAUUGGGACAACACUACGUAGGCGAUGCGUCUUCCCGGAAUGAGCAGGACGACGAGUCGGCUGUUUUAUCCUUGCAAGAAUCGACCAGUAGUUUCAUAUCGGUCAUACCGACGGACGAGGAAUUAUUAGCAGUAGGUUGGGCCAAGGCGAUGGAUGCCAAGAGUGGAAAUUAUUAUUACUUCACGUUCGACAGGAAAAAGGUUGUUUGGGAUAAUCCCCUAAUGAUGGGGCCAUUGACUACUAAUCCGAGGGAUCCAUAAAAGAGCUCCGCGCACGACGUCCUUGUUAGAACUCUCUCAGGAACAUGAUGCCGCAGAAAGUUGGUUUGGUGAUGGAACGGACACCAUUUGUUUUUCAUUCUAGUAUAUGGUUGUGGUGCAAGAAAGUCCAACUUUAAUCGAGAGGCGAUUGCCAUCUCUCCUCUCACAGAAAUGGGCCCAAUUUGAUUUGUUGUUAAUUUAUAUUCUCUAUAGUCAGCUUCAUCAAUCG
Molecule: messenger RNA, 3158 nt
Organism: Phaeodactylum tricornutum CCAP 1055/1
Lineage: Eukaryota; Bacillariophyta; Bacillariophyceae; Surirellales; Neidiaceae
Exons: 1
Coding region: 152-2929 (925 amino acids)
Molecular function (GO): protein binding
Source: RefSeq, a predicted model, not a curated record